AUGGCUAGUGAUGCUUUACAACAUUGUAAAGGCAAAUUGAAAAUUAAAUUUAUUAUCAAUAUUCAUGAACAAUGUUUAAAAAUUGUCUCAGCAACUCCCAAUAAUAAACAAAUUUUCAUCGAUUGUUUAGAUAAAAUUAUCUAUAAUUAUCUGGAAGAUAAAGAUAUCUUCGAAAAGAUUUACAAUAAACUCUUGGCAAAACGUUUAGUCAAUCAAUGGCAUACUUCGAAUGAUAAUGAAGAAUUAGUUAUUAAAAAAUUACAAGUAGUACAUCAUUCGGAACAUAUUUUAAAAAUGCAACAAGUAUUACAAGAUUUUUAUUUAAGCAAUAAUAUAACUAAUGAAUAUCAAUUGUAUUGUAAAAAACAAAAUUUUUCUAGUAUAAGGUUCUCUGUAAUGGUUUUUAAUUCUCAUUCAUUUUCAUUGUGUAAUUCAUCAAGUCUUACUUUACCAAAUAAACUUGAACGAAUACUUAAUAGUUUCACUGAAUUUUAUAAUUGUUAUCAUACUGGACGAAAAUUAAUUUGUCUUUAUGAAUAUUCAAAAGGUGAAAUACAAACAUUGUUCACUAAAGAAAAAUAUUAUUUACAAGUAUCGACAUAUCAAAUGACUAUAAUCUUAUUAUUCAAUAAUAUGUCGUUGUGGAAAGUUAAAGAUAUUGAAGAUCAAACAGAAAUUAAUACAAAAUUAUUAUUACAAAUUCUGUGUGGUCUAUUGAAAAGUAAAUUGUUUAUUUGUACAGAAUUUGAUCAAAAUAAAGUUGAAGAAGAUUUAAAAGAGACAGAUAUUAAUACAAAUUACACAAUUAAAUUAAAUGAUAGUUUUACCAGUAAAAAAUGUCGAAUAAAGUUAAAUAAACCAGUUGAACCAAAUGAUACUGAAGCUUUAGUUAAAGCUAUUGAUAGAGAUCUUAAAGUUGGGGUGGAAGCAGAAUUUAAUGGAAUAAGAACAAUUGGACUAAAAUAUGAUUAUCCACUAUGUUUUAUUGACAAUAUUAUUGGCAUUAAAUUAUGUCAAUAUCGACGAAAGAUGAAUGGAGAAUCAAAAUUAACAGUUGAAGAAGAAAAUCAUGCACCUGUCUAA
Rotaria sordida is the source of this 1083-nucleotide messenger RNA. The record is from the annotation of a GenBank genome assembly. Lineage: Eukaryota; Metazoa; Rotifera; Eurotatoria; Philodinida; Philodinidae.